ACAAAUGACAAAGGAUAAUGAAACUUUCCUUUGGUUCACGGUUACAUCAUUUGGCGAUGGCGGCGACAUCGGGAGCGAAGAUUACGGCGACUGAGCCACCGAAGAUAGUUUGGAACGCGGGGAAACACCGAUUCGAAACCGAAGAUCACGAAGCUUUCAUCGACUACAAGCUGAGAAACGACGGAAAAGUAAUGGAUCUGGUCCACACCUACGUCCCUUCCUCAAAACGAGGGUUAGGUUUAGCUUCCCUCCUCUGCGUCGCCGCCUUCGAACACGCUUCCUCUCACUCCCUCUCCGUCAUCCCUUCCUGCUCAUACGUUUCCGACACGUUUCUUCCUAGAAACCCAACGUGGAAGCCUCUGGUUCAUUCGGAGGAUCUUAAGUCUAGCAUCUGAAGUAAGACUCGUUUUAACAUUAUUGUUAAGUUUGUGUUUCAGUGUCAGUUGUUGGUUGUGUAAUCUUCAAAACCUUGUACUCAGAUGUAAUGAAUCUGUAAUAAUAAAGUCUUUGAAUGUCUUAAUAUGACAAAAAUAAUCGUUGAUUGAUUG
Brassica oleracea var. oleracea is the source of this 548-nucleotide messenger RNA. RefSeq names its product acetyltransferase At1g77540. The record is from RefSeq and is a predicted model, not a curated record. NCBI's taxonomy places the organism in Eukaryota, Viridiplantae, Streptophyta, Magnoliopsida, Brassicales, Brassicaceae. The transcript has 2 exons. Bases 18 to 395 code for a protein of 125 amino acids.